UAAACAGGGCCUCCAAAAUGUGCUGAGCCAUCAGGGCACAACAUAUAUAUCCUCUUUAAAUUUUCUCUUACUGGUCUUCCACCUCUUCUUCUAAGUUUGCGAAACCCUCUUCUUCUUCAUAGGGCGAGAAGAACACACUAAACCGCAACAAUGUCAGAAAAAAAGAUGACCUCCAGCCGUAGGCAUCAUCUGAAGAGCCUGGUGCUUUCUAUUGCCUUCAAUCUGCUGGAAGCUGAAACCAAGCAGGUUGAGGAAGAUAAGGCAGCUUACAUGAGCGAGCACUGCCCUUCUCUGGAUCUGCCUGGAUCCGCACAAGAACUGCAGGAACUGUGCAAGAAAUUGCACCAUCAAAUCGACAAGGUUGAUGAGGAGAGAUAUGACAUGGAGGCAAAGGUUGCCAAGGCAAACAAAGAGAUUGAGGAUCUGAAGAUCAAGGUGGUCGACCUGAAGGGCAAGUUCAAGAAACCCGUGUUGAAGAAAGUACGUAUGUCCGCUGACCAGAUGCUCCAGGCUCUUCUGGGAUCCAAGCACAAGGUCUCACUGGAUCUGAGAGCCAACCUGAAACAAGUCAAGAAGGAGGUCAAAGAAGAGAGCGUGGAACAAGUUGGUGACUGGCGUAAGAACAUUGAAGAUAAGGCCGGUAUGGGCGGCAGGAAGAAGAUGUUUGAGUCCGAGGCUUAAGAUGUGUCAUGUAUAUUCUCCAAUGUCUUAAUCUUUCUGUCCCGUGAACCUGAAUAAAAGUUUCCCUGGAAUUUUUGCACAUUUUA
Misgurnus anguillicaudatus (oriental weatherfish) is the source of this 767-nucleotide messenger RNA. RefSeq names its product troponin I, fast skeletal muscle-like. Lineage: Eukaryota; Metazoa; Chordata; Actinopteri; Cypriniformes; Cobitidae. Gene Ontology annotation, cellular component: troponin complex. The record is from RefSeq and is a predicted model, not a curated record. Gene Ontology annotation, biological process: cardiac muscle contraction; skeletal muscle contraction.